AUAGGUAUGAAUCACGUAGUUUAUCAAUUAGAAGUUUUGAGCUUUCAACUCCCGGAAGUGACGUAAUCGUUGAACUAGUAGUAUGUGCACGCAGCCAAUAUUACCCCUGUAGUAGCGUUCCGUUAUCUUGAUCCUAUCGAAGGAUCCAGUGUUGUCUUUCGAAUAUUUAGUAUUUAUUCAGAUACAACUUCAGACUUGCACAAUUGUUAAUAUUUUACGUUUCACAACAUAAUCUUUUUUACUCUUGAAAUAAUCAGAAAUAUAUCGAUGGUGAUAAGCGUGAUUGGAUUGGCACUGCCUUCCUCUUUGAAGAUUUGAUAUAAGAAAUCACAAAUGCUAAUAUGAAGUAGACACUUCUCAAUAUAAUUUAUUCUGUCAAUUUAUCACUUGAAUUCUUCAUCAAAUUCAAGAUUACAUUAUAAUGUUAAAAAAAUACUAAAAAUCUAGCAUUGAAAUUGGAUAAAGAAGAUAUUUUAUAUUAUACUGAGCUUAAAAAAUCCAAAUAGUUUAUAUAAAGUCAAGAGCUAGAUAUUCUUUAUUACAGACACUUGAAAUGCUUUUACUUAAUUUAAGCCACUAUGUUAAAAAAACAGAUUCAAGUACUGAAGAUACUGAAGAUGAAGAAGGAAAAGUCAAAGCAUUAGAUCCUUUUACUGAAGUUGAUGCGUAUAAAGUAAAUGCAAGUGGACGUGAUAUUUUGGAUUAUGCAAGUUCCUCUGAUAGUGAUGUUGAACCUACAACAGUGAAUGAUACUUUAAGAGGAAGUUAUCUUGAUGAUAGUGAUAAUGAAAGUUUAUACAGUGCACAAGAAGAUCCUUUAAAUAUUAAUUUUUUAAGGCAUGCUGGAAUUUUUACUGCUGAGGAGGUGAUCUACAUUGCACGAGAAAAAUUAAUUAGAUUACAAUCACUUUAUAUAGAUCAAUUUAGAAGAUUACAAUAUAUAUUAAGAGAAAAAAGAAGAAAAUAUUUACAUGCACUUAAAAAGGAAAAGGAAACAUUAUGUAGUAUAUAUGAUCAACCGAAAGAAACUGCAAAGGAAAAAAAAAUUUAUGAAAAAUUGAAAGCCUUAAAUCGUUAUCAUAGACGUAGUGGAGUUGAAGCUAUACUAUAUAGAAAAUCUUUAGAACGUAGAGCACAGGCAACUGUAGGUCCUACACAAAAAAUACCAAGUAUAUCAAAAUGUAUUUUUACAGAAGGUGGAGUAAAAUGUGGAGAAAAAACUCUUCCUGCUGCAAAACAUUGUCGCAAACAUAUUCUUAAAGAUCAACAUCAAGUUUUGUUUAAAGCAUGUGGUGCAAUUCGAGCAGAUAUAGAAUGUCAUGAGCCAGUACCAGUGAUUUUUGAUACAAAUUGUGUAUUUCAUAUGAAUUUACCAUCUGAAUGUAAAUUGGAAACUAUGAAAUUUAAAGAAUCGAAACCUGAAACACAGGAAAUAUCAACAAUAGAUAAUCAAUCUAUAGAAAUUGAUGUAGUAGGUGAAAUUCAAGAAAUUGAUCCAGAUGAUGACAUGGCAGGAUUAAUGAGAGAGAUGAGUGAUGCUGCACAUAUGAAACCAGUAUUUAAUGAAAGUUUAAAUAGUGAGGCUAGCACAGAUACAGCGUUUAGUUUAUCAGCUCAGAUGAGUGAUAAAGAUGAUCUUGUCUCUGUUUGAUAAAUUAAUUUGUUUGUUACAAUAUAAUUAUUCUAAUAUUUGUAUAAAACUGCAAAAUUUAAUAUUUAAAUAA
This is a messenger RNA of Apis florea (little honeybee), 1724 nucleotides long. It is a transcript of the gene dgt1, whose product is annotated as KAT8 regulatory NSL complex subunit dim gamma-tubulin 1. The record is from RefSeq and is a predicted model, not a curated record. Lineage: Eukaryota; Metazoa; Arthropoda; Insecta; Hymenoptera; Apidae. Gene Ontology annotation, cellular component: NSL complex.